Molecule: messenger RNA, 489 nt
Organism: Pochonia chlamydosporia 170
Lineage: Eukaryota; Fungi; Ascomycota; Sordariomycetes; Hypocreales; Clavicipitaceae
Exons: 2
Coding region: 1-489 (162 amino acids)
Cellular component (GO): membrane
Source: RefSeq, a predicted model, not a curated record
AUGGCUGAACGAAUCCAACUCAUAGCUGGUCAAAUUGCCUCGGUAGUCGCUGAUACCGGGUCCAAUCUCGCAUCUCAUUCCAAGGAAAUAGCAAUACAACACCCCGUGGCAUCCGUAGCCGUCGGGACAGGGGCUGCCCUGGUGGCCUGGCCAUGGCUCUUGACCAUUCCAGCCCUGACCAUGGCCGGAUUUGGUUAUCCGGGCAUAGCAUCAGCGUCCUUCGCAGCGACCGUCCAUAGCGCGAUCGGGAACGUCGCGACUGGAAGCGCCUUUGCAAUUCUUCAGAGCGCAGCAACGGGCGGAGCUGGUGCUGCCAUUGUCAAUGGCAUCGUCCAGGGAGCCGGGCUUAGCGUCGCCGCUGGUGGUGCCGCCAUGGGCUAUUCUGCCCAUCAGUCUAGUGAGGACGUAAAGAACGAGCAGGGUGAGGAGCCCGUGCCUGGAAACAAGGCCGGCGAAGGAGCCAGCGAAGGGGUUGUGAAGAAAGAUUGA